GACAGACGGACGGGCGCCUGUGUUGGCGGCGGCGGCUGCCUGCACGGGAAGGAAGGAUUAUAGGUGGAUGCGGUGUAGGCGCCAUCUCUUCUCCGGCCCAGUCCGCCUGACUGUCCGUGUACGUACGUGUCUCCGUCGCUAUCCUAUUUAAACCUCUUCCUCCUCCUCCUCUCUGGACUCUUGACUGCAUCGCAUCGCAUCCAUCCAUCCAUCCAGAGCAGGCUACCACCGUACGCCCCCUCCUCGCCCGUCUCCGGCCACGACCAACUCCGGCGGGUCUCCCCAUCCUCCUCGCUCCCCUGCCCCGCCGCGCAUUCUUCAGGAGACGUGUGCGAAAACCACCCUUGACUGAGGAGGAGACUUGCUCCUGCAUCAGGGCCGGCCGGGAAGAAGAUGGGCUUCCUGUCGCUGCUCGUCGUGGCUUCCAUGCCCAUCGUCCAGGUCCUGCUCAUCGGCGUCAUCGGAGCCUUCCUCGCCUCGGGGUACAGCAAGGUCCUCACCGCCAGCGCCCGCAGGGACAUGAACAAGGUUGUUUUUACAGUCUUCACCCCAUCUCUCAUCUUCGCCAACCUCGCCAAGACGGUCACAAUGUCAGACGUCAUCUCCUGGUGGUUCAUGCCGGUGAACAUAGCAAUCACAUUCCUGGUUGGCAGUGCUCUAGGCUGGCUAGCGUGCAAGAUCCUCAAACCGCCGCCGCAUUUCCGUGGCCUCAUCAUGGCCUUCUGCUCAGCAGGAAAUCUCGGUAACCUGCUGCUGAUCGUCGUCCCGGCGGUCUGCGACGAAGACGGCAACCCGUUUGGGAAUGACCGGAGCCAGUGCCGCUCGCGCGGCCUCUCCUACUCGUCGCUGUCCAUGGCUCUUGGUGGCCUCUUCAUAUGGACGUACACCUACAGCCUGAUGCAGAAGUCCGGCAAGCUGUACCACAAGAUGCAGUCCAAGAGCGUCCAGUGCCCGGCGGACAGCGACGAGGAGCAUCUCGAGGGAUUCAAAGCCGGCGACGAGGAAGCGGCCCUCCCCGCAUCGGCUGGACCCGAUGACGAACACAACGAGGGGAGACAGAUUGAGGCUCCACUCCUGUCGUGCGAGAGCGAUGUCGCCAACAACAAAGGGUUCUGGACGAACAUGAAGGAGGCCGUGCACCAGCUCGUCGAGGAGCUCAUGGCGCCGCCGACCAUAUCCGCGAUAAUUGGAUUCGUUGUUGGGCUAGUGCCAUGGCUGAAGUCGCUGAUCAUCGGCGACGGCGCCCCUCUCAGAGUUAUCCAGGAUUCUCUGGAGUUGAUGGGCAACGGCACCAUACCCUGCAUCACCCUCAUCCUGGGAGGAAACCUGACACAAGGGCUGCGGAAGUCGGUGCUGAAGCGCGCGGUGAUCGUGGCGAUCGUGUUUAUCCGCUACGUGGCUAUGCCAGUUAUCGGGAUCGCCGUCGUCCGUGCGGCGCACGGGGUCGGGUUCCUUCCCCACGACCCUCUCUACCGGUACGUGCUGAUGUUGCAGUUCGCGCUGCCGCCCGCCAUGAACAUCGGGACAAUGGCGCAGCUGUUCGACGUCGGGCAGGAGGAGUGCUCGGUGAUCUUCCUGUGGACGUACCUCGUCGCUGCUGUGGCGCUCACCACCUGGUCCACCGUCUUCAUGUCCAUCCUCUCCUGAAGCAUGAAGCAGGCAACCAUGAACAGUUCAAUUUUGUAAUGGGUCAGGGAGAAUUCCGGUAGAUUCCAUUUGUAAAGUGUUCAUUCCAGAGUUUGUAAGUAGACACGCCAUUCUUUCUGUAUGCUAAAUACUAGUCCAUUCUUUAUCGAAGAACAUAGUAGUUCAUAUUCA
Molecule: messenger RNA, 1818 nt
Organism: Triticum aestivum (bread wheat)
Lineage: Eukaryota; Viridiplantae; Streptophyta; Magnoliopsida; Poales; Poaceae
Product: protein PIN-LIKES 7
Exons: 10
Coding region: 394-1647 (417 amino acids)
Biological process (GO): endoplasmic reticulum to cytosol auxin transport
Cellular component (GO): membrane
Source: RefSeq, a predicted model, not a curated record